Rana temporaria (common frog) is the source of this 3437-nucleotide messenger RNA. RefSeq names its product acyl-CoA thioesterase 7 (gene ACOT7). NCBI's taxonomy places the organism in Eukaryota, Metazoa, Chordata, Amphibia, Anura, Ranidae. The transcript has 9 exons. Gene Ontology annotation, cellular component: cytosol; nucleoplasm; extracellular exosome. Gene Ontology annotation, biological process: acyl-CoA metabolic process; palmitic acid biosynthetic process. The record is from RefSeq and is a predicted model, not a curated record. The coding region runs from base 1 to 924 and encodes 307 amino acids. Gene Ontology annotation, molecular function: long-chain fatty acyl-CoA binding.
AUGGGUCACUUACCUGGGGAAGAGAUGAACAGGAUGCAUUAUGGGAAGAAGGAGAAAUGCGUGGCGGCGUUGGCUCGUGUGGAGCGCACAGACUUCCUGUCACCCAUGUGUAUCGGGGAAGUGGGUCACGUCAGUGCGGAAAUCACCUACACGUCAAAGCACUCGGUGGAGGUGCAGGUGAACGUCCUGGCCGAAAACAUCCUGACAGGAGCGAAGAGAUUAACCAACAGAGCGACUUUGUGGUACGUGCCGCUGUCUCUGACCAACGUGGACAAAGUCACCGAAGUUCCCCCAAUUCAGUACGAGAAUGAAGGAAAAGAGGAGGAGGGGAAGAAGAGGUACGAAAAUCAGAAACUGGAUCGUCUGGAAACCAAACUGAGAAAUGGCGACAGCAUUGUUACCGUCAUUAACCCAGACAGACAAAAUAAAGAGCCGUACACGGUGGGAUAUAGUCAGUCCAGUCUGAUCCAUCUGGUGGGGCCCUCGGAUUGCACACUACACGGCUAUGUGCACGGCGGUGUUACAAUGAAGUUAAUGGACGAAGUGGCUGGAAUUGUGGCCGCCCGCCAUUGCAAGACCAACAUCGUUACAGCUUCUGUGGACGCCAUUAACUUCCAUCGCAAGAUUCAGAAAGGUUGUAUCAUCACCAUAUCGGGGCGCAUGACCUUCACCAGCAACAAAUCCAUGGAGAUCGAGGUGUUCGUGGACGCGGACACGCUGGUCGGUGACACCCAGGAGCGAUAUCGCGCCGUCAGCGCCUUCUUCACCUACGUGUCUCUGAGCAAAGAACUCAAACCGCUUCCCGUCCCCCAGCUUGUGCUGGAGGCUGAAGAUGAGAAGAAACGGUUUGAAGAGGGAAAAGGACGUUAUCUGCAAACCAAAGCCAAGAGACAAUCGCAGAGCCAGUCCCUGACCCAACAAUAAUGAUCUACGAUGGAGCCUGCGAACACAGAGAUAAGGGCCUUCAACCCAACGCCGGGGGCCAAACCCCUCACUAAAGAUAGGGUUACGUUGAUGUAUUAUAUAUCAUGUUAAUUUAUUCCGUUGUUUGUGCACCAAUACGGAACGUAUCUAUCAAUGGGAACGCAUUGUGUGUGUGACGAGCACUAGAAAUUAGACAACACUCAGUAGGUAGCAGUAAUCAGUAUUCGGAUUAGAAGACUGUCGUGACCCGUCUUGGGCGCUGUCAUAAGGGUGUAUCCACCCCGCCGUCCUCAUUUCCAAGCUUCACUGAAAAGAAAAAACUAUCUGGAAAGGGGGAGAAGCAAAUGUAUAAAAAAAAUAUUCACCUUGGCCUGCAGAGUCUGACAGGUGGCAAUGCCCGUCAUACUCACCCAUUAAGGUCAAUGGGAGUACGCCGGAACUGCGAGCCAAACACUUGGCUCAUGGUUGCAGUGUGGGAAUUUUAAUACAAAAUGCCCCUUGAGAAUAAAAACCAGACAUUUAGGAGGCAGCAGGAUCGCCUCCUAAACGCUUGUCAGCCCCCUGCUCUACCACCUGCUGAAAAGCAAUCCACUACAGAUCAGCGAUGAGCACUGCAGCUCAUGUGAAGGAGCCCCUGGAGGCUCCAUGCAAUAGACAAAUUCACCUUGGUCUCUCCCUCAGUAAAUAAUGAUCUGGUUCCAUGAAAUGGACGAAUGCACCUUGGUCUCUCCAUCAGUAAAUAAAGUGCCAUGAUUUGGACUAAUGCACCUUGGUCUCCCUCAGUAAUUAAUAAUCAGGUUCCAUGAUAUGGACAAAAAUACAUUGGCUCUGGUUCCAUGAGGAGGAUGAAUGCACCUUGGUAUCUCCCAGAGUAAUUUAAUAAUCCGGUUCCACAAUUAGGACGAAGGCACUUUGGUCUCUCCCUCAGUAAUUAAUAAUCCGGUUCCAUGAUGAGGACGAAGGCACCUUGGCCCCCCCCUUUCGGAAUUUAAUAUGCUGGUUCCAUGAUGAGGACGAAGGCACUUUGGUCUCUCCCUCAGUAUUUCAUAUUCUGGUUCCAUGAUGAGGAUAAAGGCACCUUGGUCUCUCCCUCAGUAUUUAAUAAUCCGGUUCCACGAGAACGAAGGCACCUUGGUCUCUCCCUCAGUAUUUAAUAAUCCUGUUCCAUGAUGAGGAUGAAGGCACCUUGGUCUCUCCCUCAGUAUUUAAUAAUCCUGUUCCAUGAGGAUGAAGGCACCUUGGUCUCUCCCUCAGUAUUUAAUAAUCCGGUUCCAUGAUUAGGAUGAAGGCACCUUGGUCUCUCCCUCAGUAUUUAAUAAUCCUGUUCCAUGAGGAUGAAGGCACCUUGGUCUCUCCCUCAGUAUUUAAUAAUCCGGUUCCAUGAUUAGGAUGAAGGCACCUUGGUCUCUCUCUCAGUAUUUAAUAUUCCGGUUCCAUGAUGAGGAUGAAGGCACCUUGGUCUCUCCCUCAGUAUUUAAUAUUCUGGUUCCAUGAUGAGGACGAAGGCACCUUGGUCUCUCCCUCAGUAUUUAAUAAUCCUGUUCCAUGAUGAGGAUGAAGGCACCUCGGUCUCUCCCUCGGUAUUUAAUAAUCCCGUUCCAUGAGAACAAAGGCACCUUGGUCUCUCCCUCAGUAUUUACUAUUCUGGUUCCAUGAUGAGGAUGAAGGCACCUUGGUCUCUCCCUCAGUAAUUGAUAAACCGGUUCCAUGAUUAGGAUGAAGGCACCUUGGUCUCUCCCUCAGUAUUUAAUAUUCUGGUUCCAUGAUGAGGAUGAAGACACCUUGGUCUCUCCCUCGGUAAUUAAUAAUCCGGUUCCAUGAUGAGGACGAAGGCACCUUGGUUUCUUCCUCAGUAAUUGAUAAUCCGGUUCCAUGAUGAGGAAGAAGGCACCUUGGUCUCUCCCUCAGUAUUUAAUAUUCUGGUUCCAUGAUGAGGUUGAAGGCACCUUGGUCUCUCCCUCAGUAAUUGAUAAUCCGGUUCCAUGAUGAGGAUGAAGGCACCUUGGCCUCUCCCUCAGUAUUUCAUAUUCUGGUUCCAUGAUGAGAAUGAAGGCACCUUGGUCUCUCCCUCAGUAUUUAAUAAUCCCGUUCCAUGAUUAGGAUGAAGGCACCUUGGUCUCUCCCUCAGUAUUUAAUAUUCUGGUUCCAUGAUGAGAAUGAAGGCACCUUGGUCUCUCCCUCAGUAUUUAAUAUUCCGGUUCCAUGAUGAGGAUGAAGGCACCUUGGUCUCUCCCUCAGUAAUGAAUAAUCUGGUUCCAUGAUGAGGAUGAAGGCACCUUGGUCUCUCCCUCAGUAAUUAAUAAUCUGGUUCCAUGAUGAGGACGAAGGCACCUUGGUCUCUCCCUCAGUAUUUAAUAAUCCCGUUCCAUGAUGAGGAUGAAGGCACCUUGGUCUCUCCCUCAGUAUUUAAUAUUCUGGUUCCAUGAUGAGAAUGAAGGCACCUUGGUCUCUCCCUCAGUAAUUAAUAAUCCGGUUCCAUGAUGAGGACGAAGGCACCUUGGUCUCUCCCUCAG